GCAAGCCGGUCGCCGGGCAGGGUGGAGGUGUGCUCGCUUAUAUUUUUCUCAUACAUAUAUAUGUGUAUAUAUAUAUAUAUAUGACAAAUACACACUUGCAUACAUAUCUACAUAUAAAAUAUAUAUAUAUAUAUACACACAUAUAAACAUACACGUAUAUACACGUAAAUGAUGGGUCGUACGUCGUGGGUCGCGAGUCGCCGCCAAGGAUAAACGUCGUUGGUCGUCGCGACGCCGCCGCGUAGUGUGCGCGCAGGUACAUAUACCUCGUUGAAGAAAAAAAAAAAAAAAAAAAAAAAACAUAAGAGAGCGAGAGGAGCGUGUUGCUAAUAAGAAGAUUUCGCGAAUGAAAUUGUUAGAAGGAGUACAUGCGAGUGCGAAACGCGCGGGAGUGGCAAAAAGAAAAAUUUCAACGAAAUUUCGCGUACGAAAGACUACGCGUCGCCGGGCGUACGUAAAGAAGGACAGAUAGAUAAAUGUAUGGAUGGACGGAUGGACGGAUAAAUGAAUGGAUAGACAGAUAAAAUAUAUAUAAUAGAUAGACGGUGCAGUGCGCGAAAAGUGCAAGAGGGCAAUCGUGUCGUUUUUCUCUCUCUUUCUAUCUCUCCCUCUUUCUCUCUUUCUCUCUCUCUCUCUCUCUCUCUCUCUCUUUCUCUCUCUCGAUCUCUUUCUCUCUUUUAUUCGCGCUCGCGCGUGACUGUGUGUGGCGGGUAUCGCGUAAAAACGAGAAACGGGAAGAAGCGAGAUACAGGAAUACUGACGGUAGUUAAGGAAGAAGAAGAAGAAGAAGGAAAGAAGGAAGGAAGGAAGGAAGAAAGAAAGAAAGAAAGAAAAAGGAAAGGAAUAAAAUAAAGAUUAAAGAAGAAGAAAAGAGGAAGAAGAAGAGAAGAGGAAGAGAAUAAUCGUGGGGUGUGCUGCUGCUGCUGCUGCUGCUGUUGGUGCUGUUGGGUGGCGGGCGGGGGGGAGGGAAGGGACGACCUAGCGAAAGAAGAGAAAGAGAGAGAGAGAGAGAGAGAGAGAGAAAGAGAGAGAGAGAGAGAGAGAGAGAAGAAAUCAAAAAAGAAAUAAAGAAAAAACAACGAAGACGAGGAUUACUACGACGACGACGACGACGACGACGACGACGACGACGAGGACGACAACGACGGUGGUCGUGGUGAUGAUAGUGGCGAGAAGACAACAACGACAUCGAGUACGAGGAUAACAACAAUAACAACAACAACAAUAACAAUAAUAAUAAUAAUAAUAAUAAUAAUAAUAAUAACACAACGACAACAACGACAUUACAUGCUAGGACGGUGCUUUUAUCGCGUGCGAUUUUUCGCUGUUACGCGCGAAGGUGCGUCGUCACAAAUGACAGGGAGUUGAUCAAUGUGCACGAAAUAUGGCUGAGGAGCUGCUGGUCACCCUGAACCGCGGCGACUCUUCUGGAUUCGGUUUCUCACUUCUUGGAACGGCGGGACUUCCUCACGUUAUUUACGACAUCGUCGAGAACUCGCCGGCUGCGAAGAGUGGCAAGGUCGAGGCCGGUGACGUCAUACUUAGGGUGAACGAAGUCGAUGUCAACCGAUUUAGUACUAAAGAAGUGCUGAAAUGUCUGCGGCUCUCAUCGGACCCCGUCACCCUGAAGCUAAGAAGGGAUCCCGCGAUAAAGGCGCACGUGCGUCGACUCCUAUCACCUGGGGAUGCAACGACCGAGGAGGAUGCAAGCGAAGUCGCGAAAUCAACCCGAGAAGGAAAUAUCAUCGCACAAAACUCUAGAGACGUGAAAUCCUCAUCGAGUAGUGGUUGUGAGAACGAGGAAUCGAGAAAAUCUGGAUCGCCGGUUUUGCCCGUGGGUUCACCUCAAGGCCCUCAAGGUGCCACACAAUAUUCGACCAGAAGCAAUGGUUCCUACAGUGACCCAUCGGGUUCGUCCGACUUGGAAGCCCUUUUACCAUCAAUGGAUAGUUUCAAGGAAGAGGAACGUGCUCAGUGGGAGCCACUUUCUGGUGAAAAGUUCGGUCGUCAGAAGAACACGCCUAGGUUCGAAGCUUAUAUGAUGACCGGCGAUCUCAUGCUGAACCUGUCGCGAACGCAGCAAAGCAGCGGUUUCCUGCCGAAGUACCAGAAGAAGGUCGACUCGCUUAGGUACAACAAUCAUCACUCUCACCAUCACCAUAAUCAUCACAAUCACCACCAUCAUAACUCGGUACCUACCAGUCCUAACGAGAUGUUAGGCCAUCACCGUGCGUACAAGUGCACUGGCUCGAACUCGGCCAGCACCUCGCCGGUCGGGAUCAGCAAACGCGACGGCGGCCAAUGCACGAGCCAGGGCGACUCUAGCAAGCCCAAUGCCGCCGCGAGCAGUUUCGGUUAUUCGAGCGGCUUCGUCCGUACCUCGCGCUCCGAGGAUCACUUGCAAUUCCAAAAGGAUCCCUCGAUGAGCGCAGUGGACAUAGACAUUGACGACGACGUCACGUCCAGCCUGAAUACCCUGUUGGACACGCGGCCGGACAGCGGCCAGGGCCUGUCCAGCGAGAGGAUCGUCUGGACGUACAACGCGCCGGUCAGCUCGCCAUCCGCCUCGGAGCGCACCUCCUGCUGCCAAAAUGGUAGCUCCUCUCAAUCCUCUUCCUCCUCAUCCUCGAGUUCCUCCUCGAGCGGCUCCUCGACGGAGGGUACUAGUCCGCAGCGUUCCCUAUCACCUGCUUCCCCGACCUCGGUCUCGUCCUCCGUCAUGUCCUCCAAUUCUGGAUCCCGUAGGUUCCCACCGCCGGUACCGACCGCUCCGCCGGCCCUGGUGGGACCCUCGGGCGACGGGACCACCUCCUCGACCUCCGGCCUACAUCCCACCAACGGCGACCUCAGCCAGUCGGAGGCCAUCAGCAACAUGUCCAGUCCGGACUACAACGACGAGGAGACCAUGGAUAUUCUCAGUGUGCGCGACAUUAUGAUGGUCAGUGAUCCCAGUGACAGUGACUCGACGAUACUCGCGAGCGAGCCACCACAAAGGAGACUCAAGCCGAGUACUACGUCGAACGCUACUAACGCACCACCGACUUCCUACGCUCAGCAACAGCAGCAACAACAACAACAGGAUUCUGCGGCCGAGCAUAGGAUAGUUAUUCAAGUUAAGGGACCGGACAAGGAUUCAUCUUCGAGAAACGCUAGUCCAAGACAGGCAAGAAGAAGGACGGUUCCAUCUGGUGGUGGUAGCGCAUCGUCCGUUGAUCUAUUGCCACCGAACAUUUCGACGGUACAAAAUGCUGCCCAACGAUCCUCACCAUCGACUCUAAACUCUGGUAACGUUACUCCAGAGUUCGUUGGUUAUCAGGAGCUCAAAGAAAGUGAGGACGAGAGGGAGGCUUACAGUGCUGGAUUCUACGACGAUCAGAAACACAGCGGUGCUUCUCCACCUCAGUCGGCUGAUGAAGAAAGCGAUAUCGAGAGUCUCCAUAGCUUCCAUUACAGUCCAAAAGCGGUGGAUCUACCGUCCGCCGUUCGACUAGCUAAAAGGCUAUAUUCUUUAGAUGGCUUUAAGAAAUCCGAUGUCUCCAGACAUCUUAGUAAAAACAACGACUUCAGUAAAGCGGUAGCCGAGGAGUACUUGAAAUAUUUCAACUUUGAACGAGACACGCUGGACGUGGCUCUCAGAAAGUUCCUUGUUCAGUUCUCUUUAACGGGGGAGACCCAAGAAAGGGAGCGAGUUCUUGUACAUUUCUCUAAGAGGUAUCUUGAUUGUAAUCCCGGCACGUUUAACUCUCAAGAUGCAGUUCACACAUUAACUUGUGCUAUUAUGUUGCUAAAUACCGAUCUUCAUGGGCAGAAUAUCGGUAGAAAAAUGUCAUGUUCGGAGUUUAUAGAAAAUUUAUCAGAACUCAACGACGGUGAUAAUUUCCCUAGGGAGGUGCUAAAGCAACUUUACAAUGCUAUCAAGUCUUAUCCCUUGGACUGGGCUUUGGAUGAUGAGGGCGAUGAAACGACGACUCAGGUGAUCCAACAGGGUGAUGGACCAGCGAUAGCUGGUACUGGAAAUCCGUUUCUCGAUGUGCCAAAUGUUACAGGUGCUACGGAGUUCAAGAAGGGUUACGUUAUGCGCAAAUGUUGUUAUGAUUCCAAUGGGAAAAAAACUCCAUUCGGGAAGAGAGGUUGGAAGAUGUAUUAUUGUACAUUGAGAGAGCUUGUAUUAUAUUUACAUAAGGACGAGCAUGGCUUCCGUAACGAUAGUUUGCACAACGCGAUACGUAUUCAUCAUGCAUUAGCGACGAAAGCGUCGGAUUACACGAAGAAGCAACACGUUUUCAGGCUACAAACUGCCGAUCAAGCGGAAUAUCUUUUCCAAACGAGCGAUUCCAAAGAAUUACAAUCGUGGAUCGACACAAUCAAUUUUGUAUGCGCCAGUUUCUCAUGCCAACCCCUCGCAGGAGCCGUCGGUUCUCAACGAAAAUUUCAACGGCCUCUGUUACCCUGCAGUCACACCAAAUUAUCUCCUAGAGAACAGUUGCGGGACCACGAGGAUAGAGUUAGCAGACUGGAAUCCGAACUGGAUGAACAUAAACGGCAUCCUCCGGAAAGAGGAGCUAAAGCUUUAGCCGUACAAAAUUAUAAAGAGAAGGGUGCAUAUUUACAUCACGAGUUAAAGAGGUAUAAGACGUACGCCUACUUGUUACGUUCAAGACUGGCAUUCGCAGAGGUCGAACCAUCUCUGGUAGAGAGCAGUAUCGGUGAAGUGGAUGAAGGAAGCGGUGCUUUGUUGAAUGCUGACGUAGCGUUAGUACCUCCUCCAGUUCCUGAUCGACCAGCCAUAAAUAGGUACAGUUACAGGGCUGCCAUUUACAACCGUAAUCUUCUAAAUGGUCAGGACUACUGCGGGGAUAUUGGUUGACGUGUGAUGGGUGUAUUUUCAGCAUGUGUGGUCUAAUCCGUUGCUGCUCCUACAAAUAUGCGCAGCUAUACGGAAAACAUUAGCUCAAAAUUUCUAAGAGAUAUUAACCGAUUACUAACGAUGUAUUCGAUUCCAUCACUUGUUAAGUACUGUACCUUAUUGUACCUUGUACUCACACACAUUAUCUCUUUUAAUACAUAUAACCAUCAUUUAAAACAGGCGAUCAUUAAUACGGUAGUUAUAAUAUUCAUACGGCAUUAUAUAAUCAAUCAAUCGAUGCAGCAGAUUUCUAAAAAUGAAUUUCCAACGAUACGAAUCAUUCCUGAUUUUAUUCAAUUAAUAAAUUUCAAAAUUUUCUAAUUAUCUCUAUAGAUAAUAUAAAUGUAAAUAUUUAUAGAUGUUUUCUUUUUUU
Molecule: messenger RNA, 5279 nt
Organism: Vespa velutina
Lineage: Eukaryota; Metazoa; Arthropoda; Insecta; Hymenoptera; Vespidae
Gene: Efa6
Product: PH and SEC7 domain-containing protein
Exons: 15
Coding region: 1385-4867 (1160 amino acids)
Biological process (GO): regulation of ARF protein signal transduction
Molecular function (GO): guanyl-nucleotide exchange factor activity; phospholipid binding; protein binding
Source: RefSeq, a predicted model, not a curated record